AUGACCGUUGGUGAAGCCCAGGACUUUUCUCGCUUCUUCUCUGCUGAAGCAAAGGCACGUAAGUCGUCGCCUCUCAAGACAUGUAUCCAUCUUUUCCAAGACCCAAACAUCACCUUUUUGGGCGGUGGUUUGCCCUUGAGUAAGUACUUCCCAUGGGACAAUUUGAAAGUCGAGUCGCCAUUGCCUCCUUUCAAAAACGGCAUUGGCCAUCCACCUUCUGGUGACGCUGAAGACACCUGCCUCGUCCACGUUCGCAGAGACGAGACCACCAAGGCCGGCGACACUAUCGACGUUCCUCUGUCGCGUGCUUUGCAGUACGGUCACAGUCAAGGCCAGCCUGAAGUCCUGUCCUUCGUGAGAGAACACACUGGACUCGUCCACGACAUGAAAUACUCGGACUGGGACGUCAUGGCCACAACCGGUAACACUGGGGCUUGGGAAUCCACUCUCAGAAUCUUCUGUGAAAAGGGAGACACCAUCUUGACUGAACAGCACACUUUCUCAUCCUCCAUCUACGCCGCAGAGGCUCAAGGCAUCAACGUCUUUCCUGUGCCGCUAGACGACAAUGGGAUCAUCCCAGAAAGAUUGGAAUAUAUUUUGGACAACUGGAACCCAGAGGCUAAGAAGCCUAAACUGUUGUACACUAUUCCUACCGGCCAAAACCCAACCGGUUCGUCCUUGAGCGACGACCGCAAGGCCGAAAUUUACCGCAUUGCUCAAAAACAUGACUUCCUAAUCCUGGAAGACGAGCCAUACUACUUCUUGCAGAUGGACAAGUACGAACAAGACGUGUCGAAGAGAAAGACUACUACUUUCGACUCUCACGCAGACUUCAUCGCCUCGCUAACCAAGUCUUUCAUCUCCUUGGACACCGAGGGUCGUGUCAUUAGAGCGGACUCCUUCUCCAAGGUCUUGGGACCUGGUACUAGACUGGGAUGGAUCGUCGCUUCCAAGCAGAUUGUGAGCACCUACGUUCGUUUGCAUGAAAUGACCAUUCAAAACCCAUCUGGUUUCAGUCAGUCUAUUGUCGGUGGUACUUUGAACCGUUGGGGCCAAGACGGAUACUUGGACUGGUUGAUCGGUCUGCGUGUUGAGUACAACGAAAAGCGUGAUGUUGCCAUUGACGCUCUUCACAAGUACCUUCCAGAAACCCCAAUUUUCCACGUCAACCCUCCUAUUGCCGGGAUGUUCUUCACUAUUAGCAUCGACACCUCUAAGCAUCCAGAGUUUGCUAGCAAGUACCUAUCCAAACCAGAGCUUGUAGAACAAGCUAUCUACGAGAAGAUGAUUGAGAGCGGAGUUUUGAUUGUUCCAGGUGCAUGGUUCAAGGCUGAUGGUGACACGCAACCACCGCAGCCGGCUGAAAACAAAAAGGAGCUAGACCCAACUCGUAUUUUUUUCAGAGGUACUUUUGCCGCUGUUCCUUUGGACAAACUACAAGAAGGUAUCAAGAAGGUUGGUGUCGCUCUCAAGCAAGAGUUCCAGCUUUAA
Lachancea meyersii CBS 8951 is the source of this 1491-nucleotide messenger RNA. NCBI's taxonomy places the organism in Eukaryota, Fungi, Ascomycota, Saccharomycetes, Saccharomycetales, Saccharomycetaceae. The record is from the annotation of a GenBank genome assembly.